This is a messenger RNA of Cyprinus carpio (common carp), 6651 nucleotides long. RefSeq names its product coronin-1C-A-like. NCBI's taxonomy places the organism in Eukaryota, Metazoa, Chordata, Actinopteri, Cypriniformes, Cyprinidae. Gene Ontology annotation, biological process: neural crest cell migration; actin filament organization. The record is from RefSeq and is a predicted model, not a curated record. Gene Ontology annotation, molecular function: actin filament binding.
GGUGUGUUUGAUUGGGGUUGGAGCUCCUAUCUGUAGGACGGUAGCUCUCCAGGAGCAGGGUUGGAGACCCCUGAUCUAGUAUAUUCCAGUUCUAUUAUCUACCAUAGAUAGAAGAACCACUCUUAAAAAAAGGGAGAGGACUAACUUACUGCAUUAGGGAAAUGUGACUGUGACAUCACAACAGAGUAAUAAAAGCCCAUUUGCCAGCAGAACCCAGCCAGUACAGCCAUUCAUUCAACAAAGAGUGGUCUUGUCCUGGAGUUACCGUGCAGUAACAGGAGGAUCGAAUGGGACAAAACCAGGGCAAGGAGGGGGAGCUAGGGCAGGACAACAGCUCUACAGGACCAGAGGAAAGGGAACCAAGCCCAGACCCUGGGGGAGCCAAAGAGGAAGGAAAUCUAACCAUUGAAACUCAUGGUGUCUGGACAGAUGAGGAGAACACAGCCAAAGGAAGAUUGGAUGGAGGCCCAGGCAGGGAGUCACCAUCACCUACACCAGUGCAUGGUUUGGAUUCUCAUGAUAAGGUCUGCACUCCCACAGAUGAGGGGGUUUUGGAGGGAGGGGAUGGCGAAAAAGAGGGAGGAAGGAAGAGUAGCGAGGAAGGCAGGGCUGAACCACUGGCUCCACAGCAGCUGAAUGGAAUCGCACAGUCUGACAGCUGCACGCAGUGCACAUGGGAGGCUGGCGAACCAAACCACGCCAGAAAAGACUUGGAGAGUACACUAGAAGACGAUCAGGACAACCUUAGGUGUGACCUUCCUGGUGAAGAUAAAAUUGAAAGGCUUCGCAAAGGAGAAAACAGGAGUAAGAAGUGUGCUUCAUAUGUAAAGAACGAAAUGGAGUCUGUCUGUGGAGAUGACGACAAGCUAAAGAGUCAGGAAGAGGUCAGAAAACUCGAUUUUAAAGCUGCUUGUGAUAUUAGUCUAAAAAAUACAGGGCCUACCUUGGAGAUUCUGGAAAGGAAGGACAUUUCAAAACCAUGUGGUGGGGAUGCCAACACCAACGUUCACUUCACGGUUCAAGACCAAGCUUUAGUCAUUACCGAAAAUGUCUCGUUGAAGACCAGCAUGACUGAAUCGCAAAACAAGGGGCUGAUUAACAAGCGAAACAAUGAAACAUCAAAGGACACUUCUGAGGCAAUUCAGCAAAGUAAAGAAGAAAUACAGAAGAAGCUGCCAGAGAAUCCACAUAAGGUUGUAACAGAAACCCCAAACGCUGAACAUUCCUCCUCGAAGAACGUCGAAACCCAAGGGUGGUCAAUGAAGGAUGUCCACUCAGCCAGAGAACCAGAAACCCCACAUGCUGAACGAUCCUCCCUGAUGAACAUUGAAACCCAGGGGCAGUCCAUGAAAUAUGUCUGCAGAGCCAGAGAAAAUGUUACGGGGUGUCAGCCAACAGAUGAUGUCAUAAAGACCAGAUUUACUAGUUCAUCUCUGGCAGGUGUGGAUUUACAAAGCAAAGCUGUGAGUCUGGAAAGAGCUCAGAGCCCGGAGGACCUCAGCACCUUAGAAGUGGCAUCCAAGUCACCUUGGGGUCACUCUGAGACCCAUCGACAAAUAUCUGCGGGUGAAUUCACACAGGACGAGCUUCAGAGUGUGUCAGACUUGGAGGGCCCUUGUACAAAGGAACCUUCACCUGGGAGAUCAUCCACUGGAGGUCAUAAAAAUAAAGAUGGCAUAAGAGGGACUGAAGAAAGAGAAAAUCUGGAAUCUGCUUCAAAGGUUCUGUAUCAUUCCCAUGAAAAAAAACCUGAGAUAAAAGAUCUUUCUCUGCAUGGAACAGAAACGGAAGAGGGUUGUUUUGUGUCAUCUAAUAUUGCCAGUGUAGGUAUGCUGGGUGAAAACAAACCCUGGCUACAAAGCUAUGAAGAAUGUAUUACAUUCUCUGAAGACAUUACAGAUUCGAACCCCCAUUGUAAAUCUGAUGUUCAAGUUAUGCAAAAAAAUGAAAAAGAGGAUCUCCCUCUUUUAGCAAAGGCCAAAGAACACACAGAGAAAAGUCUGGAAUGGUUUCUGGCUGAAACGAGUCCACAGGAAGUGAUACAAACCCUUCCAGAGACGGUGAAGGAUACUACACAUGAGAUGGAUCCAGAACGUUCUUCUCCAAUAAGUGCAGUGAUUGAUGUAGAAGAUGCUACAAAACAACAGAGGUUAGAUGGUAACGCUAACGCUAACUCAGAGAGGGACCGGGUCGGUAAGUCUAAUCAGAAUACUAUCAGCUUGCGCAAGGAAACAUCUGCAACUGGUUCUAUCUCUGAGCUCAUUGCUGGUCCUGAUACAGUUUCAGGUCACAUAGAUGAUAGGCCAAGUGUGGACAAGAAAACAGAAGUCACUCUGUCUGGUUCUUCUCAACUUCAAGAAAAAUGUUUUUUGAAGAUUUUUACAAAUACGUCAACCCAUUCCACUAUAAGCCAGACAGACGUAUCCAAUCAGGUCUGGGCCGGUUGUGCUGCUGGAGCUGCAUUAGCAGACAACGCUGCAAACACAUCUGCUGCACAAGAUGUGCAACAUUCCUCCUCCAUGUGCAACCUAAUAAGUAUGCAAGCUAACGAGAAACAAGAUAAAGAGCAGAACAAGCUGUCGACACAAGCAAAUUGUCAUGUGUUAGAGGAGAAACGUUCAAGCCAGCUUGACCAAAAGCACGCAAUAGAAAGCAACCCGACCACCAUCAUGGAAACACCACAGGGUGCACAGAAAAGACAUGUUUCUGAUAUAAUAAAGGAAGCUAUUGAGAUGCAGAAGAAGAUGAAGGAGUGGACCAAGCCAACUGAGGCCCGAGCUGAUCUGACCUUAGAUCCAACACAGUCUGUGAAAGUGUCACAGAUGAAAGCAGCAUUUGAUCCACCAAGGAAAUCACCUGACAAAGCACUAGAGAGAAAACCUUCAGUAAGAAAAGAUAUGUUCAAACGGGUUGUACGACAGAGUAAGUUCCGGCAUGUGUUCGGCCAGGCGGUGAAGAACGACCAGUGCUAUGACGACAUCAGGGUGUCCCGGGUCACGUGGGAUAGUGCAUUCUGCGCUGUCAACCCCAAAUUUGUUGCCAUAAUUGUGGAAGCCAGCGGAGGAGGAGCGUUCAUGGUUUUUUUGCCUCUGCAUAAGACGGGCCGUAUCGAUAAGGCCUACCCUACAGUAUGUGGCCACACUGGCCCUGUUCUGGACAUCGAUUGGUGUCCUCACAAUGACCAGGUCAUCGCUAGCGGAUCUGAAGACUGCACCGUGAUGGUGUGGCAGAUCCCAGAGAAUGGUUUGGUGACCUCCAUGCCAGAGCCAGUGGUGGUGCUGGAGGGUCAUUCUAAGAGAGUGGGAAUCGUUACCUGGCAUCCCACCGCCCGCAACGUCCUGCUCAGCGCAGGCUGUGAUAAUGUGAUUAUCAUCUGGAAUGUGGGGACGGGGGAAGCCAUAAUCACCCUUGAGGAUAUGCACCCUGACAUCAUCUUCAGUGUCUGCUGGAACCGCAACGGCAGUCUCAUCUGCACCGCAUGCAAGGACAAGAAGGUCCGUGUGAUCGACCCGCGCAAGGAGGACAUUGUUGCGGAGAAGGACAAGGCCCAUGAGGGUGCCAGGCCCAAAAGAGCUAUUUUCCUGUCUGAUGGCAAAGUGUUCACCACUGGUUUUGGCCGCAUGAGCGAGAGACAACUCGCCCUCUGGGAUCCGGACAAUAUGGAGGAGCCAGUUUCUGUCCAUGAGAUGGACACCAGUAAUGGAGUCCUCCUGCCCUUCUAUGAUCCCGAUACUAAUGUGGUCUACCUGUGUGGGAAGGGUGACAGCAGCAUCCGUUACUUUGAGAUCACGGAUGAAGCUCCUUUUGUCCAUUACCUCAACACCUUCACCACUAAGGAGCCUCAGAGGGGCAUGGGAUACAUGCCAAAGAGAGGACUGGACGUCAACAAGUGUGAGAUCGCAAGGUUUUACAAACUGCAUGAGAGAAAGUGUGAACCUAUCAUCAUGACCGUGCCAAGAAAAUCGGACUUGUUCCAGGAUGACCUUUACCCUGACACUGCUGGUCCGGAGGCCCCCAUGGAGGCUGAGGAAUGGUUUGAAGGGAAGAAUGGAGACCCUGUCCUGAUAUCCCUGAAACAUGGAUACAUCCCAGGCAAGAACCGUGAUCUCAAAGUGGUCAAGAAGAACAUCCUAGACAACAAGCUAAGCAAGAAUACAGAGAAUACCACCCCUGCCAUCAAGACUGCCACCUCCACACCAUCUAUUAAAAGCGAAGCUAAGCUGGAUGAAGUUUUGAAAGAAAUGAAAUCUCUCAGAGAGCUGGUCAGCAGUCAGGAAAAAAGAAUUGCCAAACUUGAGCAGCAGUUGUCUAAAAUGGACAUCUAAAAGGACCCUGAAAUUCCUUCCCCUUCUAUUCAGGAUAUCCCAUUGGCCAGGUGGGCGGGACCCGUCACUGCCAAUCACCAUGACAGCGUUCCGUCUGAAACCUGCCUUGAAAAUACUCCAACCAACAUUCCAAAAUUUUUAUUUUUUUUUUUUGCAUUCCCUAAAACCUGUUUAUACCUCAUGGCCAUUUGGAAAGCAAGAAACUCCUUCGGUUUCUCAAAAUUUGACCUGUUUAGCUUUUUACUCAAUCUCACUCCAAAUCUUUCUGCAUCAGCUGUGUUUUAUCUGGUGUUCUUGAAAGGUCUUAAGAUUUUUGUUUUGUUUUUCUUAUUAAAAUUGUGACCCAAAAGAUUGCAUCCUGAAGCAGUUACAUGAACUUGAUGAGCUCAAAGUUUGAAGUAGCCGUCAGUAUUGCAGUUCCCCUCUCGCCUUUCUGAGUUGCCAAAUUUAUAGAGGAGUUAUGCACCUCCUUGACAGUAUUUGACUAGAUUUUCAUUUCUUACUGAUAAGGGACAAAGCAAUAUGCUAGUAAUGCAAGGAGGGAAAAUCAUUGGAACCAUUCAUCAUUGUUAUACGUGUCUUUCUAGAAAAUAAAAUAUGAAAUAAAAACCUGGAGUGGAAAAAGUUUACAAACCAUUACUGGAAAACAAUACAGGUGCACUAAAAUAUUCCACUAAAGGACUUCUUUUGUUAAUCAGGUACCAAUGUAAAUGUAUUAAGAUAUUAAUUAGCAAAAUAAUCAAAAUAAUUGUGGUUCUGGUGGCUGCCAUGAACACAGCCAAUGUGAACUCUACUCACAACUCCAAACUUUUUCUUGUUGGCUAAGUUACUCAUCGUAAUGGUAAUACAAGCAAAUUGAGUCAGUUUUCCCCUUUCUUGUGUCCACAUAUCAGAACUUUUCUUCACUCAUCUUCUGUUUGAAGCCCGAAUGAAGCCAGAAACCAUAUGGGUCUCAUUUCGUAAACUCUAGAAAGUCUCCGCUUCUAGUAACACAUCCCAAAACAUGAUGAUAUAAACUCAGAACAAGAUAACACACAUAGAUGUUCAAUGGCCAUUCGUUGCUUUACCGGCUUGAUAGCUUUUACCCUGACUUUGUUCUAUUCAGAUGUCAUUCAGGUUUAAGGAACACUGUUAGGUUUGCUUUGCUUUCUCUUUAAUUUCUACAAACCUCAUCUUGAGUUGUGCCGUCCACACCAUCUCAGAAACCAAGCUUGCUUAAGUCUAAACAGCUUUUGCUGUGCAUUGUAGACUGACUACUAGCAAAAUAGUGAGACAUGAUUAACUUCAUUUUCCUAAGUCCUUAUGUGAUGCACGGUCUACCUUGCUCUCCUAACCAAGCAGAACCAAUUUUCUCACGGGGCAGCUCACGUCUAGAUGAUAAUUUCACAAACGUAUUUAUGUGUGCCGUAAGUUUGAGUUGAUGAUAAGUGACUUUUUUUUGUUUUUGGUUAUGUAUUGGUCAUGCCAGGAAGAGAAGAAACUGUGAUUCUGUUGUUCAGAUUGCUUUGGCUACAACCUACGUCAGAUUGUUCUCUUGUGGUUUUCAUUUUGAUGCUUCUACACAUCUCAUUUCUGUUUGCAUCACUGCCUAGUGCCUCUUUCAUAGGUUCUGAAAAGCACAUUACCUCCUCUGCAUGCCUUUUAACCUAAAAUAGCCACCAACUUCUCACCUCAGAACCAUCACCUGACCUACAAGAAUUUCAUUUGAAACGAGGCUUCAGAGCUGUCUGCGUCGACAGCAACAACUCAAUACCUCUGAUGUCAUUCUCACGCUUUUGCUUUCUCUCUUUCUGGUGAAGUUUUAAAGUGAAGGGUUUGAAAAUGUAGGGGCCGUGUUUAUGGGGACAGAUGUGCCAAGCUUGAUCAACUUCAGGAGGUGUGAUGGCUCCAUAUUGAGUGUUUAAUGGCCUCAGGAGGCAUCUGUGAUGCAGCCUCGAGUGUGUGGUUUCAAAGGAGUGAAUGAUUGAAGUGAAAAUGGAUUUAUGGAGGUUGAAAUGAUAAUGCAGGAAGAAGGCUGGAUGUAAGUGAUUUAUUUAGAUGCUUUGUAAAUAUGCUUUUUUUUUUUUUUUUUUUUUAGUUUUCCUUUACAUGUUUUCUUUGGCUGUAGGAAGGUGUUUGUCCAUCAUUUGGAUUUUCAGAUGAUUUUAAAGAAAUUCCCCAUUUUCCCUCAAUAUGCACACUGUGAGCCUUUAAUGUUUCCAAUGAUAAAAUGAAAUUAGAAUUCAGAAAUUCAAUUUUGUGCAUAACUGUUCCAUUUUUGUUCAUUUAUCUGCUUCAAGUAUAAAGAGUCUUACUGAUUACCAGAAAAUAAAAAAAAUAAACUGAA